Salvia miltiorrhiza (redroot sage) is the source of this 2847-nucleotide messenger RNA. Its product is annotated as pentatricopeptide repeat-containing protein At5g02860-like. The transcript has a single exon. Bases 121 to 2559 code for a protein of 812 amino acids. Lineage: Eukaryota; Viridiplantae; Streptophyta; Magnoliopsida; Lamiales; Lamiaceae. The record is from RefSeq and is a predicted model, not a curated record. Gene Ontology annotation, molecular function: protein binding.
AGUGGACCAAUAUUCGCCGGGGGUUUUAUCCCCGAUUAAAUUAAAUAAAUAGGGAGAGAGUGGCAUUUCUAAACCCCUGCCCCUCCCCCUGGGUUUAUCUCUCACAACGCAACAGCGUCAAUGGCGGAAAAACUAGCUCUCCCUCUUAUCCUCCCAAAUCCCCCUCCCUCUAAACCUUUCUUUCAAGACCAAUCCCCCUCCGCCGCCGCACCUCCUCUUCCCUCGCCCAGCUUAUCCCCUCUCUUCCACGAUUUCCUCACCCAACAAAACCCCACCACCCACGACCCCCUCUCCCUCCAGCGCCCACGCCGUCGUAUCGGCAAGCACCGUGACCCCAACAAGGGCAAGCCCUGGCUCAACCACGGCCUCUCUUCUCUAGGUGAGCGUACUCUCCACUCCCUCCUCGAUCCUCAAUUCGAUGCCCACAAGCUCCACCAAGAGCUAUCUGCUUUGCUUAGGUAUAGAAUUGAAGAAUCUGAAUUUUCAGAGGAUUAUAUAGACGCUGUUUUCUCUGAUUUGUUGGGCAUAAUUAAGGGUUUAGGGUAUCAUAAAAAAUGCGACUUGGCUCUGAGUGUUUUCGAAUGGAUAAAGAGCCGUACGGAUUCUCAGAAACUGAUUAACGGGUCUGUUGUGGCGGUGUUAAUUAGUAUGUUGGGGAAGAAUGGUCGGAUUUCUGCUGCAGCUUCUUUACUGCAUAGUUUGCAGAAAGAUGGAUAUGGGAUUGAUGUGUAUGCUUACACUUCGUUGAUAACUGUUUUCGUGAGAAAUGGGAGGUAUAGGGAGGCUGUAAUGGUGUUCAAGAAGAUGGAGGAGGAGGGUUGCAGACCUACUUUGAUAACUUAUAAUGUGAUUUUGAAUGUUUAUGGUAAAAUGGGGAUGCCUUGGCAUAAAAUUAUGGAGGUUUUUGAUGGUAUGAAGAGCUCGGGCGUUGUUCCUGAUGCUUACACGUAUAACACCGUGAUAAGUUGUUGUCGGAGGGGGUCUUUGUAUGAGGAAGCUAAAUCCAUGUUUGAGGAGAUGAAAAUGGCGGGGUAUGUGCCCGACAAUGUCACCUACAAUGCGCUGCUGGAUGUUUAUGGGAAGUCUAGGAGACCUGAGGAGGCCAUGGAGGUUUUGAGGGAGAUGGAAACUAAUGAUUUCUCCCCGAGCAUUGUGACUUACAAUUCAUUGAUAUCUGCUUAUGCAAGGGAUGGUUUGUUGGAGGAGGCGAUGGAGCUGAAAGAUAAGAUGAUGGAGAAGGGGAUAAUGCCGGAUGUGUUUACUUAUACUACGUUGUUGUCAGGCUUUGAGAAGGCUGGGAAGGAUGAUUCUGCCAUGAAGGUGUUUGAGGAGAUGCAAGGUGUGGGUUGCAGUCCGAAUAUCUGCACUUUCAAUGCUCUGAUCAAGAUGUUUGGGAAUCGUGGGAAGUUUCCGGAGAUGAUGAAGAUUUUUGAUGAUAUGAAGGCGUCUGGAUGCAGGGCGGAUAUUGUUACUUGGAACACUCUUUUGGCUGUGUUUGGGCAGAACGGGAUGGACACGGAGGUGUCGGGGGUGUUCAAGGAGAUGAAGAGAUCGGGCUUUGUGGCUGAGAGGGACACAUUUAACACGUUGAUCAGUGCUUACAGUAGGUGUGGAGCUUUCGAGCAGGCAAUGGCUAUAUAUAAGCUCAUGUUGAAGGCGGGGGUCACCCCUGAUUUAUCCACGUACAACGCUGUUUUGGCAGCAUUGGCACGAGGGGGGCUGUGGGAGCAGUCGGAGAAGGUAUUUGCUGAGAUGAUGAACAGGAGGUGUAAGCCUAAUCAGAUGACUUAUAGCUCCUUGCUUCAUGCGUACGCUAACGGGAAGCAGAUCGAGAAGAUACACAAUCUUGCUAGAGAUAUAUACGAUGGUGAAAUUGAACCACAUCCUGUGUUACUGAAAACCCUUGUUCUGGUCUACAGCAAAAGUGAUCUCAUAGAUGAAACAGAGCAUGCCUUCCUUGAGCUAAGAAGGAAAGGCUUCUCCCCCGACGUUCCUACUCUGAAUGCAAUGGUUUCAAUAUACGGCCGGAGGCAGAUGCUCGACAGGGCAAAUGAGAUCCUGAACUUGAUGAAGGAGAGUGGCAUAACGCCUAGUUUGACAACGUACAAUAGCUUGAUGUACAUGCACAGCCGGUCUGGGAACUUUGAGAAGGCCGAAGAGAUACUGAGGUAUCUGCUGUCCAAAGGAGUGAAGCCUGAUAUCAUCUCGUACAAUACUGUGAUCUAUGGGUAUUGCAGGAAUGGCCGGAUGAAGGAUGCAUCGAGGAUAUUUGAAGAGAUGGCUGAAUCCGGGGUUGCCCCGGAUGUCAUCACGUACAAUACCUUUGUUGCUAGCUAUGCUGCAGAUGCGAUGUUUGUGGAUGCUAUCAAUGUGAUCCGGUAUAUGAUCAAGAAUGGCUGCAAGCCGAAUGAGAGCACGUAUAAUUCGGUUGUGGAUUGGUACUUUAAGCUCAACAGGAGUGAGGAGGCCAUGAUGUUUGUGACUAAUAUUCGCCAACUGAAUCCUCUGGUCUCCAAGGAUGAGGAAUCUAGGUUAUUGCAGAGGCUGGCGAUGAGGUGAUUAUAGAUGGUUCUCGUGAACGAGACUCUCUCCGUACAUGGUGUUGAACGGAGAUGGAUGCGGCCAGGGAGACCGGGAAAGGUAGGGUUCUUGAAAGAGUUGGGCAGCUGUAUGGAGGUAUGUCAAAAUUAGGAAAUAUAGAUGUUGUGUAACAUAUAGAUGUGUAUCAUAUUUGUUCCAUUGCAAAACCAGUUUAAUUUGCAUUAUGAAUCAUGAUGCUACUACACAAGUGAUGGAUUUGUCAUGUAAAUAUGCAUAUAGUAAAAUUUGAGAAACUAAAUUUAGUUA